AUGUCUAAGAAGGAUCUGAAAGAUUCAAAGUCUCCAGUUUCGGAGAGGUCUCCUCUGUUGACUUUCGAAUCAAAUUCAAAUGCCACGCCUACAUCCUCACUGAGAGACUCUGUGAACACUGCUCUGGAAACGACAAUUUUCUUCCAAACCAGACACGAAGGCCAAUUCGAAGACGACCCAGAUGACCCUCCUCCCCCAUACUCUUUCGAAGCACCUCCUCCGCCAGUGGAAUCUGAAAGCUUCAGCAAGUCCUUCGAAGCAAUUGAUAACAAGUACAAAGAUUUUCCAUUUGUGCUUCUGUUUUUUGGUUUCGUGGCUGGAUUUGUGUUUUUGGCCGUGAAAUCUUUGCAGAAUCUGAUGUCUAGAGAUAGCUACUACACAAGGUUAUUCCAGCUGUUUGGCGCUGGUUAUGGAGACGACUACGGAGACUACAAACCGCAGCAUCGCUUAUUACUGGUCUUUCUUGUUUUGCCAGUGAUUUCCUCUAUAGGAGGAUUGGUUUGCGCCUAUAUCACGCCCUAUCACUUCAUGAUGACUGCUUUACUGUCCAUCCCCAUCAGUUGUCUGAGUGGUGCUUUGAUUGCACUUGGCCACGGGUCGGUGCCCGGAAUGGUAUUUUCCGUUGUAACUGCUCUGGUGGCUUUUUUGAUCGUUUCCAAGUAUUCUGCUCGGAUAAAGUUCUCGGCGGUCAUUCUGAAGAUCGUUAUUCAUGUGUUGACAUGGCACCCUGGUUCCUGGUUCGUUGCUCUCUUUGGCUCGCUAUUCACCGGUUUUGUGUUUGUGAUUUAUGCCAUCAUGGUUGCCAUUGUAGCAGCUGAUCGCUACGAAAUAGACAGCAAGGAUAGGUACAACUACGAUGGAGAAAAGAAGUGGCUCUUUUCUAGCGAUACCGGGUUCAUCCUGGCCUUCUGUCUCUUCACCUGCUACUAUACCUUUGAGGUUAUCAGAAACGUAAUCCAUGUCACUAUUAGUGGCAUUUACGGAACUUGGUAUUAUUUUUCCAAGUCUUCAAAAUGUCCCAGAUAUCCUGCUCUGGGCGCCUUCAACAGAGCCGUGACUCACUCGUUCGGAUCCAUCUGUAUGGGCUCUUUGGUUUCGGCUGCCAUGAGGUUCACCACCAAGGUCCUGUCCUUCAUCAGAACCAAUAGAGAAUACAGAGAAGCCGGAAGCCUGGUUUUAGACGUUCUAGUCUACGUUGCCUCAUUCUUUUACAAGAUGCUUCAGUUUUUCAACAACUUCUCUUACUCCUACAUUGCCCUGCAUGGAAAGGACUAUGUUACUUCUGCUUACGAUACCUACCAUCUACUAACAGUUCGUGGAGUCAUGACGGUGUUUUCAGACUGUGUCAUUGAGGUCACUCUCAACUUUUACGUUUGGGUGGUUUCCAUUCUAAGCUCUUUCAUCGUGUAUAUAUUUUUGAAGUACAUCGAGCAGGAAGUCGAUGCCACCAGAAUCACCAUAUUUGUGCUAGGUGAGUUCUUCAUCAGUCGCCUUAUUUGCAAUGUGACACUUUCCACGCUUACGAGUGGGUUUUUCACUCUUUUGGUGGUAUUGGCAGAAUCUCCAGAGAUCUUGGAAAAGAGCUAUCCGGAGUACUAUGAACAACUGUGCUCCUACCAGCCAAAGCUUAGAACCAGCUUGCACGUUGCGAUUCCUUCAUCACCAGGUGUUUGA
This is a messenger RNA of Kuraishia capsulata CBS 1993, 1674 nucleotides long. RefSeq lists its product as uncharacterized. Gene Ontology annotation, biological process: transmembrane transport. The transcript has a single exon. Gene Ontology annotation, cellular component: plasma membrane. The record is from RefSeq and is a predicted model, not a curated record. Lineage: Eukaryota; Fungi; Ascomycota; Pichiomycetes; Pichiales; Pichiaceae. Bases 1 to 1674 code for a protein of 557 amino acids. Gene Ontology annotation, molecular function: transmembrane transporter activity.